Tuber aestivum (summer truffle) is the source of this 2581-nucleotide messenger RNA. The record is from the annotation of a GenBank genome assembly. NCBI's taxonomy places the organism in Eukaryota, Fungi, Ascomycota, Pezizomycetes, Pezizales, Tuberaceae.
AUGCCGAAACCAGAAAAACCAGAGAAAGGAACACCCGAAUAUGCUGCCUAUAAGAAGGCGAAGAAGGAACGGAAAGAGCGUCGUGAACAUGGCCGUUCAAAAAGCUUAACCGUCAAGACUGAUCAAAACACGCUAUCCGCUCAAUCUCACUCACGAGCUGGUUCGGAGUUCUCGUACAUUAGCAGUGUCGGAUCUGGAGCUGAGGAGGAACUCGGAAGGUAUAGGAAGGCGGCAGAGGAAGCAGCCGCAGAAACAGCCAGGGAGAGGGGAUUAAUGGGUGGGUAUAGUGUCGUCGGAGGAGCCAGUGCGAGCGGAAGCAUCAGUGCAGGUUACCAGGGAAGUUAUGGAGGUUCGGAAUCUUACAGCCCUGUUUCGCCAAUUUCGCCCGUGAGCCCCUCACCCGGGGGAGCACGGCAGAGCUCGAAUUCACAAAAUCGCUGUGAGUGGUUUGUUUUUCUAUAAUGCGAUUGAACUAAACCGUUGGAACAGUUUAUUCUUCUUCGGCGGUUUCGGUGCCGGCACCCCCGCCAGGGCAGUACCCGCCGUAUCAGCAGAACCCGUACCCCGAGCAGUACCCACCUCCGAAUCCAUAUCCGCAGUCGUUGGGGACUGGUCUUGUACCUCCUGGCCAGUAUGGUGCCUCGGGAGCGUAUACAGGAUACGGGAAUCCAACCGGUUACGCUGGUCCCCCUCCGUUACCCCCGCCUUCCCCGGGAAUUUACCCCCAAGUGUCGCCGAAUGCACCACCGCCGCAUGACCCACAGUAUGCUCCGCUCCCGCCCGGAUUUGGUGGAGGUGGAGGGGUGUACCCACCUGGAGAGACGCCAAUACAAUAUAGCAAUCCGGAUUAUUAUGCUGAAACACAGGGUCCGCCCCAGGGAACUCAAAUAGCACCGUCUUACUUCCCUGGACAGGCUGGUGGCUCUGCUGGUGCUUACCCAGCGCCUCUCCAACUUCCGGCACCCCCCCUCCCGUCUCAAUACCCCCCUGUUAGCGGCAGCAGCACAGCCGGCGCGUCCCCGGGCAGUCAUGGUGGGGUGUCAAUUCCUCCACCACCACCUUCAAAACAUGGCUUUCUAGAAUCCUUAAAGAUACCCUCAUUCUCGAGCCUCUCAAUCAAGAACGAUAAGCCUAACCAAUUACCACCGCCUUCCCCGGCCCUUCAACCGUACCAUGGAACUUACCAAUCAAUAUCCCCCCUCCCAUCACCAACGCUCUCACCAUCACCACUCUUUUCUGCAUCUGGAUCAAUCUCUAUCGCAGGCCACUCACUGAAUAGCGCAUUCUCACUCGGUCCCUCCGCGUUCUCUCCAAGCCCCGGUGGCCAAUCACUCCAUCAGACCCUAAUAGCCCAACACUCGAGUGAUAAGCCCAUAGCAACACCAGUGUACCCUGCUACUCCGGCACGCCCCGCGACACCUCCAUACAGCCCAACGGAAGACGCAAAGGCCCUCCUAUCGGUCCUGAAACGUACAUCCCGUCCACCCACGGGUCCGCUGAUAGAUAUCUUGCCAACCCUUUCCCCAUCCCAAAUAUUGCAGCUUCGUCAGGAGUACAAAUCAAUCUUUAAGCAGGUCAAUGUAGCCAAGCAUAUCAAGACCGUCUUUCCGUCAAACGCGUACGGCGGUUUUGGGAAGGUUGCUUUUGCAGUGGCCUUGGGGCCGUAUGAGUCGGAGGGCUGGUUUGCAAACAGCUGGUAUCAGCGAAGAGAGACUCGUAACGAACUCCUGAUUGAAGCGUUGAUGGGAAAAUCUGCCGACGAAACCCGGAAGAUAAAGGCGGGCUUCAAGGACGCCAAGUACCUGAACAGUCUCGAAAAGGUUGUGCGUAAUGAGCUCGAAGGGAACAAGUUCCGGAUGGCGGUGCUGAUCCAGCUCGAGGGAGUGAGGAUGGAAGAAAGUGCGGAAGUUAGGAUGGAUGGUGUUAGGGAGGACGUCAGAAGGUUGGGGGAGAUCAUGGAAAGGAGGGAUGCAAGGGGUGGCGAAACAGUAAUGAUUGAGAUUCUGGUCAACAGGAGCGACCGGUGGAUCAGGGAGAUAGCGGGGCAAUACAAGGCCACUCACCAAAGGGAUUUGGCGAAGGCUGUUAUGAGGCAUUCCAAAAAUCUCGUGGUGCGUAUUUCCGCGUUCCCCAAUCCCCUCCGUAUAUCUGCUAACGGAUGAGUAGGGAGAAACAUUGCUCCAUAUUAUAAAUGGGGCGGUUGAUAAGCCUCUCCGUGACGCGAAAUUGCUCGAGCAAGCCAUCACAGCAUUAGUGCAGCAAGGCCGUGAAGAUUUGCUCAUUAGCAGGAUGGUCAGGGUGCAUUGGGACCCUUACCAUAUGUACAGCGUCAAGAAGGUUUACAAAAAGAAAUUCAAGACGGAUCUAUCGAGGAGGCUCAAUGGGGUUGUUGAUGGUGAUUUCGAAAAGUUCUUGCUCAGGAUGAUUAGGGAUUAACCAUUUUUCUCUCUUUUCUUACUUUUCCUUGGUGAGGAAGUUGUGGUGUAUUGGUAACAGCUGGGCAAUUGGGUGGUCCGGAUUCUCUGGAUCUGGGCAUUUGGUGUGCAAUGUACUGGUUUAUUAAUACACUACCAUCUCAUAA